Molecule: messenger RNA, 832 nt
Organism: Spodoptera littoralis (African cotton leafworm)
Lineage: Eukaryota; Metazoa; Arthropoda; Insecta; Lepidoptera; Noctuidae
Source: the annotation of a GenBank genome assembly
GUGGCCGAGGGGCGAGGUGUCUGACGAAGAGCAUGAGAUCAUCAGCUCCGCUCUGCGACACCUCAACUAUGUUAUUCAAGGUUACUACUGGUGCAACAACGCCCUUCUGGUGAUCUUCCUGUCCCCACCAUUCGUGGAGAUAUUGAAGAUAGCGAUGGGGCACGACACACCGCUCAUACUGCCAUUCUUCUACUGGUUCCCCUUCGAUCCCUUCCAAAGAGUUUACUAUGAGGUCAUCUUGGCUGCACAAACUUGGCAUGGUCUGAUAACAAUAUGGUUUAUGUUGUGUGGGGAUUUAUUGUUCUGCAUUUUUCUGAGUCACAUCACCACCCAGUUCGACCUCCUAGCAGUCAGGAUACGCAGACUAGUCUACGUGCCGGUAGACAAGCAGCUGGUCCAUACUUAUCCACUCGGUGAAUAUUGCCAAGGCUAUGCUCAAAAGAAUAAGGGUAUAAUAGACACAUAUAAUGACAAGGAUUGGGAAGACAAACAUCAGAGAGAUCUCUCCGAUAUUAUAGAGAGACAUCGAGCUCUAGUCAGGCUCUCCGGUGAUGUGGAAGAGAUGUUCAGCUUUGCUUUGCUCGUCAACUUCUUCAACAGCUCUAUUAUCAUCUGUUUCUGUGGCUUCUGUUGUGUUAUAGUGGAGAAAUGGAACGAGAUGGUUUACAAAUCAUUCAUGACGACGGCGUUGUCGCAAACAUGGCUGCUCUGCUGGUACGGACAGAGGUUACUUGAGUCGAGCCAGGGACUAUCGGAUGCCCUCUACGAAAGUGGCUGGUAUAAAGCAUCGCAAAAGAUUAAAAGCUCCGUGCUUAUCAUGCUUCACAGGUAA